AUGUUACUCUUGACUGCGGAACGUCUGUCUACAGUUCUUGAUGAAGUGACCUCUCAGAAACCCGCUGAUGAUGAUUAUGAUCAACAUGAAGCCUACAAAUACUUUCAUUCAUGUGAUUCAAAGGCUAAGUUAUCCAUCCUUGGAUCGGUUGAUAAAUCGAUCACUAACUCUAUGAAAGGCAUAACCUUUGCCAAGGGUAUGAUGGAUAAGCUCAAGGAGCUUUUCAAUGAGACUGAUAUGAAAGAGGGAACUCCAGUCACCGAUCAUGUCUUGAAGAUGAAAAAUUUAUUCGAGAAACUAGAAACCCUGGAUACUUCCCUCACUCUUAAGUACAAAAGAUAUGUGAUCUUCAACUCUCUCCCCACAACAUAUAACCCUUUUAUCUGCAACUUUAACAUGAAUAGAUUGAAUGCUGAGCUGACUGAGGUGGACAAUAUGUUACAAGAGGUGGAGAAAACACUUAAGAAGGAAAAGGGUGAGGUCAAUGCCACAGAAGUCAAAGAUUCUAAUUCCAAGAAUAAAAGGAAUUAG
Telopea speciosissima is the source of this 531-nucleotide messenger RNA. RefSeq lists its product as uncharacterized. The coding region runs from base 1 to 531 and encodes 176 amino acids. The transcript is spliced from 2 exons. Lineage: Eukaryota; Viridiplantae; Streptophyta; Magnoliopsida; Proteales; Proteaceae. The record is from RefSeq and is a predicted model, not a curated record.